Molecule: messenger RNA, 1546 nt
Organism: Suillus subaureus
Lineage: Eukaryota; Fungi; Basidiomycota; Agaricomycetes; Boletales; Suillaceae
Product: GPCR fungal pheromone mating factor
Exons: 5
Coding region: 158-1132 (324 amino acids)
Biological process (GO): G protein-coupled receptor signaling pathway
Cellular component (GO): membrane
Molecular function (GO): mating-type a-factor pheromone receptor activity
Source: RefSeq, a predicted model, not a curated record
CCAUGGUGAAGUAUACAGAUUUUGUGCUAUCAUAUCCUUGUACUUCGUUUGCACAUUGCUUUCAAAGGCACAGCUCGUCGAUUAAAACAAAUGCAGCAGGUCUUCACUGAAGCUUGUAUGCCCUUCUUGUCUCCCCAGACUUUCUUUCGUCAUUGAAAUGCAAACAGAGAUACCGGUACUUUCGUUCAUUUCCGCGGUACUGGUUCUCUUUCCAUUGCCUUGGUAUUGUCGGGCUGGCAACAUUGCUGCAAUGUCUAUUGGAAUUUGGCUCUUUGUUGUGAACAUGAUUAAUGCUAUAGAUGCCCUCCGGUGGACUGGGGCCUACCAAAUACCAUCCUUAUUCUGGUGUGACAUCACUUCGGCACUGAUAACAGCCGUAAAUGUAGCGAUACCCGCGGCAUGUCUCUGUAUUUGCAUUCACCUGGAACGGAUGGCGUCUUUCUGUCAAACGUCCACCUCUAUAACAAAGCGACGCCGCAUCUUACUUGAAUGUCUGAUAUGUUUCGGAGUUCCAUUAGUAUAUGCAGCACUGCAUUUAAUUGUUCAACCUCGACGCUUUGAUGUGUAUGAAAAUUUUGGAUGUCGCUCGGCGACAUAUCCCACUGUUGUGGCUUUGUUCGUGGUCUGGAUACCGCCGCUUGUACUUUCUCUUCUUACUAUAUUUUUCUGUGGAAUUACUUGGCGCCACUUUCUCCUUCAUGGCGUCCAUUUUUCGAGGACACGUGCAUCUUCCUCGCUUACUUCUGGAGCCUACAUUCGGCUCGUCAGUAUGGCUGUUUCAGAAGUCAUCUGCACUAUUGCCGCAACUGUAGUGGCCAUGGCAUUUAAUCUAACCUUAGGGCUGGCUCCUUGGGCAGACUUCACCCGAGAUUUGACGGAGGUCUUGUCAUUCAGCUCCGCUGCGACACCCAAAUCAAUCACUGCGAUGCUCAUUACUGAAUGGGCAAUCAUGGUCGCGCAAUCAUUCUUCUUCAUCGGAUUGUUUGUCCUUGGAGAGGAGGGGCGCAGUCGAUCACAUGAGGCUCUACAGGUGAUGCGCAGGGCUCUCAGUUUCUGUGGGAGACGUUCGACCUGUAUCGCCGAGCUCAAGGGUACAUCUAUGACAGAAUGGUAUGUUCCUUUGUGUCACUAGCAGAUUUCUUCUGAAAACAUCUCAUCAGCGACUUGACACCAGUUCCGUCUCUGACCGUCCUCGAGUUCAAGAGUGCCACCUCUCAAUCUAGUAUGGAACGCACUUACCAUGGUUAUUCAUCCGGGAAAUCUCUUCCGCCUUCACCUGCCCCCUCGCGGCCCCCAUUACUUGACCUUACAGGCGCGAAGCAAUUGGAAGAAAGUCAUGAAUUUCUUGAUCCUGCACUCCUCCCUCUAGAGUCGCCUUCCAGCUACUCUACUAUCGCAUCUUCACAUAAUUCUCUCCAAUCAAAUUUCGACCCGCAACAACUUGUUAUAUAUUCAACACAGUGGCCUAAACCCCCAUCAACAGUCAUUGUUCGACCACGCUCGGUGAGGUCCCCUAGCAUGAACUUUCUCCACACCGAAGGUUCGC